Messenger RNA from Oncorhynchus nerka (sockeye salmon), 1135 nucleotides. RefSeq names its product purine nucleoside phosphorylase 6 (gene pnp6). Gene Ontology annotation, molecular function: purine-nucleoside phosphorylase activity. The coding region runs from base 178 to 1044 and encodes 288 amino acids. Gene Ontology annotation, cellular component: cytoplasm. The transcript has 6 exons. Gene Ontology annotation, biological process: nucleoside metabolic process. The record is from RefSeq and is a predicted model, not a curated record. Lineage: Eukaryota; Metazoa; Chordata; Actinopteri; Salmoniformes; Salmonidae.
CUGUUAGACAAUUGGAUUAGAACAACGAGACCUUUCAAAGGAACCGCAAGUCCAACGACUCCUCCUCCGUCACGCCACCCUCCCAUCACUGACCUUGUCCUACGAGUACCAUUUGUCUCUAAACGCUGUGGCUGACGAACAAACCAUUUCUACUGUAGCUUUACCUUAUCAUCAGCAAUGAACAAGUCAUCCUCAAACAAAUGCAGUUACAAAUAUGAGGAUUAUAGAGAAACAGCUGAUUGGUUGCUGUCCCACACUGAGCAGAGGCCUAAAGUAGCCAUCAUCUGUGGCUCUGGCCUGGGCGGCCUGGCUGACCUGCUGGACAACAAGACUGUGUUUCCCUACAAGGACAUCCCAUGCUUCCCCAACAGCACAGUACAAGGACAUGCCAGUCAGCUGGUCUUUGGGGAGCUGCAGGGGAAGCAGUGUGUCUGCAUGCAGGGCCGCUUCCACUUCUACGAAGGCUACAACAUUGACACAGUGACAUACCCGGUGCGAGUGUUCUUCCUGCUCGGGGUGGAGACCCUGAUUGUCACUAAUGCUGCUGGGGGGCUGAACCCCAACUUUAAAGUCGGUGACAUCAUGCUGAUCAAGGAUCACAUCAACAUGCCAGGCUUUGCAGGCCAGAACCCACUGUGUGGUCACAACGAUGAAAGGUUUGGAGUCCGUUUUCCCUGCAUGUCGGACGCCUAUGACAAAGACCUUUCUAUACUGGCCAAAGAGACUGCUGAGGAGCAGGGCUGUUCUUCCUUCAUCCAGCAAGGCGUGUACUGCAUGGUGGCAGGUCCCAACUUUGAGACCAUCGCAGAGUGCAGAGCUCUCCAGAAACUAGGCGCAGAUGCUGUGGGUAUGAGUACAGUCCCUGAGGUGGUGGUGGCUCGUCACUGUGGUCUUCGUGUCUUUGGCCUGUCUCUCAUCACCAACAAGGUGGUCACAGACUACGACAGCCAGGAGAAGGCCAACCAUGAGGAGGUACUGGAUACCACAAGAAUGCGCACUCAGGACCUACAGAGGCUGAUCAGUAACCUGCUGGCUAAUAUGUAGAUCAGCCCCAGUCUGUCUGUGUUAACUGCCCAGGAACAUAGCUACUGUAAGGUGAUUAUAUACAGAAAGCACAGAUGCAUAUAUUCUAGAG